This is a messenger RNA of Paracoccidioides brasiliensis Pb18, 1581 nucleotides long. RefSeq lists its product as uncharacterized. The transcript is spliced from 4 exons. Gene Ontology annotation, cellular component: membrane. The record is from RefSeq and is a predicted model, not a curated record. The coding region runs from base 1 to 1581 and encodes 526 amino acids. Gene Ontology annotation, biological process: transmembrane transport. Gene Ontology annotation, molecular function: transmembrane transporter activity.
AUGGAUCCUGAGUUACUUUCCCCCGACAAACGAAGUGAUCAUGUCCCCACUGACUUGGAAGCGAGCACGAAACCCCAGACCGGGGAGGCAGGGUCAGGUGGAUAUGGCUAUAUCGACUCGGUCAUCGAGAGAAGAGUCGUGAGAAAGCUCGAUCGGCGGAUACCAACCCUUCUUGGCUUCUUAUAUCUUCUCGGAUUCCUAGAUCGAUCCAAUAUCGGCAAUGCACGCAUAGCGGGGAUGGAAGAAGACCUGAAACUCGAUGGCAACCGCUAUGAAUGGCUUUUAACAAGCUUUUAUAUCUCAUAUCUUGUUUUCCAGUUUCAGGGGAUGAUGUGGAAAAUUAUACCCCCGCACAUCUGGGCAGCAUUCACCGUGUUUGCAUGGGGUAUCGUUGCAACAUGUCAGGCCGCUGUCUUCUCAUGGAAAGCAGAGAUGGCGCUCCGGUUCCUGCUCGGAAUUUCAGAGGCUGGGUUUGCUCCUGGCAUUCCGUUCAUGCUCUCCUUUUUCUACCGGCGCAAUGAACUAGGGUUCCGAAGCGGUUUGUUUGUCUCUGCUGCUCCCCUGGCCAGCACCUUUGCUGGGGCUUUGGCUUACGGAAUUACAUUGGCACACACUAAGCUUGCCAGCUGGAGGCUAUUAUUUCUUGUUGAAGGCAUACCGACCCUAUUAAUGGUGCCGGUGGUUUUCGGGUUUCUUCCCGAUUCUCCUGCUAAGGCUAAAUUCCUAACCGAAGAGGAAAAGGAGGUAGCUAGGGCUAGGGCAAUGAGGCAAGUCGGAACAGUUGACCGUGGCGGCGGCGGUGUUAGCUGGAGGGAAGUUGGAGACACACUUAUGGAUGCAAAAGCUUGGCUGGUAGCGCUUAUGUACUUUAGCUGCAACGUCAGUUACUCGUCGCUCCCCGUAUUUCUGCCGUCAAUUUUAAAGGAGAUGGGAUUCACGGCGAUCAACGCCCAGGGAUUAUCUGCACCCCCCUACUUCCUUUCAUUCAUGAUUAGCGUUUUCACCCCGUGGGUCGCAGAUCGCUAUCAACAACGAGGCCUAGUAAUUGCGAUUUUGUCAAUUGUGGGAGUUAUUGGGUAUAUUUUGCUUGCUACAUGCAGAUCUGUUGUCCCUCGAUAUAUCGGCGUGUGGCUCGCUGCCAGUGGUGUCUUCCCUUGCAUCGCUAAUAUUCUGCCUUGGGUUUUGAGUAAGUUAUUUUCUGCUACUGCAAAUAAUUUAAACAACAUAUACUCAUUUCACAAUCUCACCGACGUUAAAGACAACCAAGGCUCCGACACUCGACGUGGAAUGGGAAUCAUAAUUCUCAACAUAGUCGGCCAAUGUGGUCCGCUUCUAGGAAGCAACAUAUUCCCUGAAUCCAAUGGCCCGCUGUAUGUGAGGGGACAACUGAUCUGUGCAUUAUUUAUGGGAUUUAACUGUUUUCUAGCCAUCUUGUUGCGGACUCUAUUCGCGCGGGAGAACCGCAAGCUGGACAUUAGAUAUGGAACGUUGGCUGAGCGAGCAAGACAGAGAGUAGAAAGCGGAGUGCAGUCAGUGAUUGCAGAAGACAAUUUUGGACCUGAUUAUAGAUUUGUGCUUUGA